GAGGAAAUAUUAGGUUUACGUCAAGAAUUGUGACUAUUUCGAUCGAGCUAAAAACAAAAAGCUUUUGUACUUGGAGUAUCCAUAAAUAAGCCUUUGCAAAUGGAGUUUUCUAUAAUUUUCAGCCCCGGUUCACACAGCAGAUUAAUGAGAGACCCAAGUUUGCAAUCUGACAGCAGUCAUUGCAGUAGUGUCGAGAGUCUUCUAGAACUUCGUCGCGCUGAUCCGGAGGCUAUUCUCCUUGGUCUUGGAUUCGGUGGAUGUCCAAAGGCGUUCCAGGACAAUGGACCACUCUCACGAAUUCCCAAAAGAUUUCUCCAGCCAUCGAAAUUGAAGGGCAUUGCACUCGACGAUUUCGUCAGACAGCAGCAGGAAACCACCGAAUCAAUAGAUUCAGCCUCAUUAGGCUAUCGUGGACUGACUGGAUCACCAUAUGUGGCUCCAUCGGAAAUAGUUCAGAAGAUUAUGGAACGUUUACGUGAACAUGAGAGUCAUGAAUUCGAUGCGUACACGGCAUACAAUUUCGAAACUUGUACCGCAACUCCAGUGCAGCAAAGUGGACUCUCAGUAUUAUCACCGGAUAAUCGGCAGUUUUUAGACAGACAGCGAUCCAAGAGCCCUGACAUUUGUAAAAAACGUAUGAUCAUAGGUGAGCUUCAACUAGUCGUUAUGAAUUCAUAUGACGUUUGUAAUUCAGGGUCUUGGUGAGAUCCAACUUCUUCAACAGUUGUGAGUCUCUCUUAUUUGAAUACAUUGUUACCAUUAUUUCUUAAUGCUACAAAUAAUAUUAUAACAAUUCAAAUAGUUUCUACAUUAGUUUCAUUGAAUUAUUGUCGCUGUUAGAAAUAU
Fopius arisanus is the source of this 846-nucleotide messenger RNA. RefSeq names its product Ki-ras-induced actin-interacting protein-IP3R-interacting domain olf186-M (gene olf186-M). Bases 100 to 705 code for a protein of 201 amino acids. Lineage: Eukaryota; Metazoa; Arthropoda; Insecta; Hymenoptera; Braconidae. The record is from RefSeq and is a predicted model, not a curated record. Gene Ontology annotation, molecular function: signaling receptor binding. The transcript has 2 exons.